AAAUUUCAGAAAAUUUUUCUUUCGCAUCAAAAGUCUUUCCGGUAUUAUAGAGCGCAAGUGCAUAAAAAACAGAGAGGCGUGUUGGAGUUCUCCACUGGAAAACCAAGGUAAGAGGGAGUGAGCAAAGGAUUGAGCGUUGACUCUUGAUUGUAUCGACGAAAUGGCACUUGAGGAGAAGAAACUGAAGCUGUAUUCCUACUGGAGGAGCUCCUGCUCUUACCGUAUCCGAAUUGCCCUUAACCUCAAAGGUCUGGAGUACCAGUACAUACCUGUUAACUUGCUCAAGGGGGAGCAAUUCAGUCCUGAAUUCCAAAAGCUGAAUCCUAUUGGCUAUGUACCGGUGCUGGUGGAUGGUGACAUUAUAAUUUCAGACUCUUUUGCAAUUUUUAUGUAUCUGGAGGAGAAAUACCCUCAACCUCCACUAUUGCCAUCUGAUCUUCAAAAGAAGGCACUCAAUAUCCAGGCUGCAAAUAUUGUUUGCUCGAGCAUACAGCCUCUUCAGAAUCUAGCUGUACUGAAGUACAUUGGGGAAAAAGUAAGUCCAGAUGAUACAAUUCCGUGGGCAAAAUUUCAUAUUGAGAAGGGCUUUGAAGCACUCGAGAAGCUGUUAAAAGACCAUGCUGGAAGAUAUGCAACUGGAGAUGAAGUUUUCAUGGCGGAUCUGUUUUUAGCUCCACAGAUUGAUGCUGGAAUUAAAAGAUUCAAUGUUGACAUGGCUAAAUUCCCGAUUUUAUCUCGGUUGAAUAAGGCAUAUAGUGAGUUAGAGCAAUUCCAAAAUGCUAUGCCUUCGAAUCAGCCAGAUGCUCCUUCAGCAUAGAGCAUUUGUUAAACUGGUCGAUUGAUGAGGUUUAAUACCAAACUCAUCUACAAAAAUCAAAAUUGCUGCAUGAAGUGUCACCAAUGAAGCUUAAAGGUAGCACCUUUGGGGCAUAAUUUGUACUGGUAAGUUACAACAGGGGCUUUCUUAUUGCUUGUUCCAUGAUAUGACCAACGAUAAUAAGGAUUAUAGGGUCCAGAAGUUAAUGUAAGAUGCUUAUAUGUAAUAUAUACAUGUUCAUCUGAAGUUUCAUUGAA
This is a messenger RNA of Durio zibethinus, 1074 nucleotides long. Its product is annotated as glutathione S-transferase zeta class-like. Gene Ontology annotation, biological process: glutathione metabolic process; L-phenylalanine catabolic process. Lineage: Eukaryota; Viridiplantae; Streptophyta; Magnoliopsida; Malvales; Malvaceae. The record is from RefSeq and is a predicted model, not a curated record. Gene Ontology annotation, molecular function: glutathione transferase activity; maleylacetoacetate isomerase activity. Gene Ontology annotation, cellular component: cytoplasm.